Molecule: messenger RNA, 817 nt
Organism: Arvicola amphibius (Eurasian water vole)
Lineage: Eukaryota; Metazoa; Chordata; Mammalia; Rodentia; Cricetidae
Gene: C3H11orf52
Product: chromosome 3 C11orf52 homolog
Exons: 4
Coding region: 83-514 (143 amino acids)
Cellular component (GO): extracellular exosome
Source: RefSeq, a predicted model, not a curated record
UUGAAAUCUGACACCGACAGCGACUCCCUGGGAGCUGCUGCGCUUCGCUCAACAGCGAACCAGGAAAUGCGCAAACCUCUUUAUGUCCGAACACCAGCUGGGCUUCCUGGGAGACAAAUCCGCCAUGGGAAACAGGCUGUGCUGUGGGGGAAACUGGAGCUGCCCAUCAACUUUCCAGAAGAAAAAUAAAACAGGGAGCCAAGCAAGACCCACAUUGAGCAUAUUGAAGCAGCAACAGCAGCAGCUGUGGCAGAAGAGCACAAAGGACUGUGGAACAACAGGACCAAUGUAUGAGCAAGUGUUACACCAGCCUGUAUCUCAAAAGAAAAGUUCAGACUCCGCAUCGGAGGAGAGCCACUUGCAUUAUGCAGACAUUCAUGUGCUCAGCCAGAUGCAGCCGUACUCUAGCAAGCAGGUGAAACACCGGCACGUAGACACCGCUACGGAGUAUGCCACUCUUCGCUUCCCUCAGGCCACACCUCAGUACGACAGCAACCACGGAACCCUGGUGUGAGCCCUUGGAAGGAAGUACUGGUUUCCACAAUUUUACAGUUCUGUGGGGGACAGUCUACUGUUUUUCGAGAACAGGGGUGUUGGCCGUUUUUCAAUCUCCAAGGACACCAGAACAUCGGGAAUUGGGGGUCCCUCUACUCUCUCCACUAUGAAUCUUUUGGUUUGCCACUGUUAUUGUGGAGUUGUGGUAAGGCUAGGCAGGAUGAGUGCCAAAAAAAAAAAAAUAUUUUAAGUGUGUAAAACAGUCAUCCUUUGACUCCUAACAUUAUUUGAACUCUCAAAUGCAACAAGAACCCUGUAUGCA